This is a messenger RNA of Podarcis raffonei (Aeolian wall lizard), 2646 nucleotides long. RefSeq names its product vomeronasal type-2 receptor 26-like. The coding region runs from base 1 to 2646 and encodes 881 amino acids. Gene Ontology annotation, molecular function: G protein-coupled receptor activity. The transcript has 7 exons. The record is from RefSeq and is a predicted model, not a curated record. Gene Ontology annotation, biological process: G protein-coupled receptor signaling pathway. Gene Ontology annotation, cellular component: membrane. Lineage: Eukaryota; Metazoa; Chordata; Lepidosauria; Squamata; Lacertidae.
AUGUACAAUUAUGAAGAAAUGCAUGACCUGGAUCAUGCAAGGCAGAUUGAGAGUAUAUGGGUGUGCAAGGCAUACACUGCUAAGUGUAGCUUGAGUGAACCCUUCCAGCUCUCACAUCAGUAUUAUCAGACUGGUGACUUUACCAUUGGAACAAUUGCAACUCAGUAUGCCUUCAUAUUCGAAGAAAUAGGUUUCAAAAAAAUCCCCACAAUAAAGGAUAUUGAUCGACUUAUAGCAAGGCCUAAGUAUUACCAGCAUGUUCUGUCCUCAGUGUUUGCCAUCAAGGAGAUCAAUGAAAACUCCCAAAUCUUACCGAAUGCAACCUUUGGCUUCCACAUAUACGACAGUUAUAUCAAUGCAAGGAUGACUCAUCAGAACACCCUGAAGCUUCUUUCCAGCCAGGAAAAGAUUAUUCCGAACUUCAAAUGUGAUAAGCAAAAGAAUUUGAUAGCUGUCAUUGGGGGACUUGACUCUGAAAUAUCCCUUUACAUGGCUACUCUGUUAGGCAUCUACAAGAUUCCACAGCUUGCCUAUUGUAUAAUUGCUCCAGUGAUGGAUGUUAAAAACCAGCUGCCUUCAUUCUAUCGAAUGGUGCCGAGUGAAGAAUAUCAGUAUACAGGGAUUGUCCAGCUUCUUCUGCAUUUCCAAUGGACAUGGGUUGGGAUACUUACAAUGGAUGACGAUAAUGGAGACCAGUUUGUAACGACAUUGAUGCCAAUGCUUUUGCAGCAUGGAAUCUGCAUAGCCCUCAAUGAAAAAACUCCACCUGUAUCUCAGGCUAUAGAGAAGCUUUCAUUUGAUUCCAUUCUGAAAAGGGCUUGUUAUCUAUCCAACUCUAAGAUCAAAGUGCUGAUCGUAAAUGCAGAAAAUCCCACCAUAACAUGUUUGACAUGGACAAUAUAUUUAUAUGUUACAUUGAAAAGCAUUACAGAGACAUCAGUAGGCAAAGUAUGGCUUAUUACAGCUCAGUGGGAUUUCUCAUUGGAUAUAAUGCUCAGGGCUAUUGAUAUACAAGUUUUUGAUGGUACCUUGAGUUUUGCAAUACAUUCAAAUGCAGUGCCAGGGUUCAGAAAAUUCCUUUAUCACCUACAACCAAACGCAGAAAAAGGAGAUGAUUUUAUUAGGAUCUUCUGGGAACAGGCUUUCAGUUGCUCGUUUUCUGGUUCUAAGGAGGUCAAGCAAACGUCUGAUAGUUGCACUGGUGAAGAGAAGCUGGAUAGCCUCCCUGGGACACUCUUUGAGAUGAGUAUGACUGGCCAAAGCUACAGCAUCUACAAUGCAGUCCAUGCCAUAGCACAUAGUUUACAUAAGAUGUACUCAUCCAGGUCAAAACACAGAGCAAUGCAGGACAGAGCUAGAUUGGAUGUUUCAAAUCUGCAAUCUUGGCAGAUUCAUCCUUUCCUGAGAAGCAUCAUAUUUAACAAUAGCGCUGGUGAUAAAGUGUCUUUGAAUGAGAAGGGUGAAUUAGCAGCUGGAUUUGACAUAAUAAACUGGGUUGCUUUCCCAAACCAAUCGUUUGCAAGUGUGAAAGUAGGAAUGAUGGAUCCAGAGGCUGUAACAGAUCAAGACUUCACAAUCAAUGAUAAGGCUAUCACAUGGCACAACACAUUUAAUCAGGCGCAGCCGCUUGCUGUGUGUAAUGACUACUGCUAUCCAGGAUACAGCAGAAAAAAGAAGGAAGGGCAGCCAUUUUGUUGCUAUGAUUGUACUCUGUGCCCAUAUGGGAAGAUUUCAAACCAAAUGGAUAUGGAUUACUGUUUCCAAUGCCCCAAAGGCCAAUUUCCAAACAGCAACAGAGAUCAAUGUCUUCCUAAAGUCCUAAACUUCCUGUCUUUCACAGAACCUUUGGGAAUCAUUUUAACCUUUUUGAUUUUGUCUUCUUCUGUAAUCACAGCUUUGGUGCUAGAAAUUUUCAUCAAGCACAAGGACACUCCCAUUGUCAAAGCCAACAAUCGGAAUCUCACCUACACUCUACUCAUCUCCCUCUUGCUCUCUUUCCUCUGCUCUUUGCUAUUCAUUGGCUGCCCUCAAACAGUGACCUGCUGUUUACGACAAACUGCCUUUGGCAUUAUCUUCUCCAUGGCUGUUUCUUGUGUUUUGGCAAAAACUGUCACUGUGGUCCUGGCUUUCAUGGCCACCAAGCCAGGAUCGAGGAUGAGGAAAUGGGUGGGGAAAAGUCUGGCCAAUUCUGUUGUAUUUAGCUGCUCCAUUAUUGAAGCUAUCAUUUGUGUUGUGUGGCUAUGCACUGCUCCUCCAUUCCCACAUUUGGACACACAUUCUCUCAUGGAAGAAAUCAUAGUGGAAUGCAGUGAAGGAUCAGUCACAAUGUUUUAUUGUGUUCUGGGAUACUUGGGAUUUCUUGCCAUUGUUAGCUUCGCAGUCGCUUUUCAGGCCAGAAAGUUGCCAGAUAGCUUCAAUGAAGCCAAGUUCAUCACUUUCAGCAUGCUGGUAUUUUGCAGUGUUUGGUUGUCCUUUGUUCCUUCUUACCUGAGCACAAAGGGGAAAUACAUGGUGGCUGUGGAGAUCUUCUCCAUCUUGGCCUCCAGUGCUGGGUUACUGGGUUGUAUCUUUGCCCCCAAAUGCUACAUAAUUAUCCUCAGGCCUUCGUUGAACAGCAGAGAGCAGCUUAUACGUAGAAAUACCUAG